AUGAAUCUGUCAGAAGUUCUCGAUAACUACAACUAUUCACUAGCAAACAUUGUUAAUUGGUUCAAACAACUAUUGAUGGUUGUGCAAUGGUUGCACGGAGAGGAAAUCAUUCACGGCGAUAUAAAUUUGUUCAACAUUCUGACAGAGGCUGACGUUCGAAAAAUUAGACUUUGUGAUUUCGAAGGAUAUAAAGAAGUGGAACCAUACAGGAGCCCUGAAAGCGUACGGUUGGACUUUGAGCAGAUUGGUGCUACUUUCUCUGAGAUUCUGAAAAAUUAUAUCAAUUGUGCUUCUAAGGACGAGCUGAUCACCGAAGAGGAGCUCGAGCCUCUAUCGUCUGAGCUCGACCAGGAAAACGUUGAACUUUUGCGUAAAAUGGUGUACGACACGGCUGAUGUCUCAACUACCGAAAUUGAUCAAUUUUUGCUGGCUUUGGGUUCAAACGAAGAAGUGCGACUUAAAGAGCGAGAGCCACUGAAACCCGUUCGGUCCGAGGAAACGAAUAUUGACGAAAAGAAAGCUAAAGUAACUGAUGUCAUUUUUGGCAUUAAGUAUUUAAUUUUUGCCAUUUUUGUGGUGUUUUUUGCAUGCAUUGUUGGCUAUUACUAUACUGGUGGA
Mesorhabditis belari is the source of this 618-nucleotide messenger RNA. The record is from the annotation of a GenBank genome assembly. NCBI's taxonomy places the organism in Eukaryota, Metazoa, Nematoda, Chromadorea, Rhabditida, Rhabditidae.